AUGCGCAUGUUCUGGCCCAUCCUCACCGCUCCCGGCAUCUGUUUCGUAAGAUGCACUCAAGCGCUGAUCGAUAACGAACCGGCAAAUGUUGCUACUAUCAGCUCAAGCGCGAUUCCACGACCUGACAAGAACUCAUCCGAUCUGGACAGUUCUGUGGAGUCGUACGGCUCAGCUGUGGACACAUCCGCGUCCGGUGGUCAACGUAUGGAGUCGAUUGGUCCGAUUGUAGACGAGAUCGGCCAUGGAGAUAACGAGCAGGAGCAGCGGUUUGCUCCUAUGGACCUCGUGUCAUCUUUGCCCGCGUCAGUAAUUCGAGCCAAGAACUUCGUGAUGACGCGGCUUCAUCAAGACCGCGUCAGGAUUGACAACGAGCGCCUUAACGAUGAUUACGAUCUUGUAGAAAAGGAAGCUAUCGAAGACUGGAUUGCGUCAGUCUUUGAAACAGAUGAAACGGAAAAGUCAUAUGCACGUAAUAAGAUCAUAAAUGUGUUGACGAAGAACAAACCGCCAGAGGAGGUGGUCAAGACACUGGCAGCUAUUCGAUCAAUGGACGAAUAUCCUCGCGAUGUCGCCAUGCUGUACAGAGCACUAGCCCACCACUAUACUAAAACUCCUGAUGUACUGCCCAAGGCGUGGGUGAAGUUGAAAUUCAAACCUGAAGACAUUUUCCGACUCCUCGACCUCAGACAAGAUGAGGGUGAUGUGCUUAAAACAGCAGCCGAUGCCGCAAUUCAGUGGAUCAAAUACACUGAGCUGUUCAAAAAAGAGAACAAGCACUAUGCGAUGACAGCUGAAGUCGAGGCGAAACUGUUGUUCGAUGGCAGGAAAAAAGACCAUGUGGACGCUCUAAUCGAAAAGGUUAUAAGAGCAGGAGGAGAGAAAGAAUUCGCAAAAAUGCUGCGUGAAGUUCAACGCGAUGUGGCAAAGGAGACGAACAUGCAUCGCAAGACCACUGGACGUAGAGCGGAACGGCGAUGA
Messenger RNA from Peronospora matthiolae, 978 nucleotides. The record is from the annotation of a GenBank genome assembly. Lineage: Eukaryota; Oomycota; Peronosporomycetes; Peronosporales; Peronosporaceae.